This is a messenger RNA of Belonocnema kinseyi, 1309 nucleotides long. RefSeq lists its product as uncharacterized. The record is from RefSeq and is a predicted model, not a curated record. The coding region runs from base 225 to 1094 and encodes 289 amino acids. The transcript has 6 exons. NCBI's taxonomy places the organism in Eukaryota, Metazoa, Arthropoda, Insecta, Hymenoptera, Cynipidae.
CCGCAAGGAAUGAUAUCCACGUGCUAACCCAUGCCAAACGUGUUCAUACAAAUCCUUCAUUCCGUAUUUUCAACGAACAAUUAGUUAAUAAUAAAAUUGAUUAUAUUAAUAUACAAAAUUAGUUAAACUAACCAAACAAAUUCGAGUUAAUUAAGAAUGUUUUUUUAAAAGAAUGUGAAUGGUGUGUCUUCAUCUACACGCAAUGAAGAAGACAAACAGCAGAAAUGGAUGACAUGAAAAGGCCAAUCGAUUGGAUUAUUUAUUUCUUCCUUUUCAUUGGAGGGACGAUUGGUUUGAAGGACUUAAAAAUCACAGUACCUUCAAUGGUUCGAUCAGGAGACUCCGUAUCUAUGACCUGUAAUUUCGACCUAGAAGGAAAAAUAUUAUAUACAGUCAAGUGGUAUCUUGAUGAGGCAGAAUUUUAUCGUUUCACACCGAAAAGAGAACCUCCGGGUCUCGUUCUUCCUGUGCGGAAUUUAAAAAUAAAUCUUGUCGUAUCCAACAUGAACGAGGUGGUGCUACUCAACGUAACACGAAACCAGUCUGGAAUGUACAAAUGUGAAGCUUCAGAAGAGCUUCCACUACUGGAAACCAGAGCACAACAAGCGUCAAUGAUGGUGGUUGAUGUCCCAGAAGAGGACCCCAUUAUCGUGACUGAGCGACACCGACUACUGGUGGGAGAGACACUUCGAGCGACCUGUACAUCGGGUGCAUCUUUUCCUCUUCCCAACAUUGCAUGGACAAUCAACGAGGAACCCAUUAGCAGUCUAACUAAGCAUGCGAAAGUUCGAUUUCGAAAUAUUACGAUUGACCAAGAAAGUAUAGGUCAAUCGCGUCUUGAACUUAAAAUUCUCCAUCGUUUCUUUCAAAACAAUAAAAUAAAACUGCGUUGCUUUGUGAAUAUUCAUCCAAUCUAUCAUGCGUCGAUGGAAAUUGAAAUUCUGGAAGAUGAACCGCACCUAGCUUCCAUCACUGGAGAUGCUUCCCACCACAGACAUCGAACGAACGGAAGCCGACAAAUUACGUUAUCUCAGUACCUUCAAGUCUCGACGAUAAUUUCUGUAAUAAUCCUAACCACUACAAGAAUGAGAUAGCUACAAGAAUUUUUUUAUUUCUGCGGUAUAAUCCAUAAAAAUGUCCAUAAUUAAAAUUACCUAGUAGUAUAGGGCUUCCACGUUAUAAAAAUUAAAAGUAGUUGCUUAAGUUUUAUUUCAUGUAUUAUAAAUCCCUAAGAGAAUAUUAUUGUACCUUUACUUUUGAAUAUGUUAACUUUGGAUGUACAUUCUUAAUAAAAUGAGUUGAUGCGUUA